CUAUUUGCCAAGUGCCAGCGGUAGACAGUGAGAAGACAGACAAGACAGCGAGAGUCAGAAAGCGAUAAUGUCUCGCUCCUUUUUGCUGAUUCCUACGAGGUUCCCGCCAUUGAGUAGUUCCAAGACAGACACAAUCUCAGUAACUUCGCCGGGGUUCUCUUCUUUUUCUUGUUUAAGGAAUGGGAGAAGAUCCAAUUCCAGUGCUCCUUGUAUUUCGAAAAGAAGACGUCUUGGCUGCAAAUGUCAGUUGGCAGAUCUUGCUCCUGUAACCUCUGCUGCCUAUGGUCUCGUUCUUCUUGGCUGUGGCCUCUUUGCCUGUGGUAAAUCAGGAAGCAAGGGGUCACUUUUUGGAGGGUUGACAGGGGCUGCUCUUAUGGGAACGGCUUGCUUGCUUAUGCAAGCUCCGGAGACAAAAGCUAUCGGGGAUUCCCUCGGGUUUGGGUCAGCCUUCCUAUUCUCUUCUGUAUUUGGAAUACGAGUGGCAGCUACCCAAAAAUUGAUUCCUUCUGGUCUUCUGCUAGUUUUAUCUAUUUGUGCAUUGUCUGUGUUCAUCUCCGCCUAUUUACUGCAGGAUAAUCUCUGAUUAUUGACCCUGUUUAGUCAAUCGAUCAUUUUUGUCAUUCUAAUGUACGAGUUAGAGUACCUUCCCUCAACAUAGAAGUGUCUUUAAUUAAAAUUUUGCAUUUUGAGUUGAUAAAGAAUCUGAUCUUAAUCA
Molecule: messenger RNA, 715 nt
Organism: Populus euphratica (Euphrates poplar)
Lineage: Eukaryota; Viridiplantae; Streptophyta; Magnoliopsida; Malpighiales; Salicaceae
Exons: 5
Coding region: 68-583 (171 amino acids)
Biological process (GO): fatty acid transport
Cellular component (GO): chloroplast inner membrane
Molecular function (GO): fatty acid transmembrane transporter activity
Source: RefSeq, a predicted model, not a curated record